UCAGUUUAAUACCAGCAAUUGCCCGGCGAGGGUGCUGUUUUUGUGACUCUGAACUAAGUCAAAAACGAGAGCAAAAGACGCAGUGUUUGAUUGUCCUAGACUAUCCGUUUGUCGUCCUUAAUACUUAUUAAAAUUUAUUGUCGAAAUGUACACAAACUCCGCAAGCGAUGGUGACGGAGGAGGAGAUGUGUGUAAGCACGAAUCUAUUGAAAUGAGUAAAGAAUUGGGCCACACAACCAGCUUGCAGUCCAGCUCACCUACAACUACGGACACGUCCAAUAAACAGCAGUUGGUAAAAAUUGAGCAACUCCCCGAUCGCGGAUCAUGGUCUUCCAAAAUGGAUUUCAUACUAUCAGUAGUGGGCCUAGCUAUAGGUUUGGGAAACGUUUGGCGAUUUCCCUAUUUGUGCUACAAAAAUGGAGGCGGUGCAUUUAUAUUACCAUACAUUAUUACACUGUUUUUGGCAGGUAUUCCAAUGUUUUUCAUGGAACUAGCUCUUGGUCAAAUGUUGACGAUUGGUGGACUCGGUGUAUUCAAAAUUGCACCCAUAUUUAAAGGAAUUGGGUAUGCUGCUGCUGUAAUGUCUUGUUGGAUGAAUGUAUACUAUAUUGUCAUUCUUGCGUGGGCGGUAUUUUACUUCUUUAUGUCGAUGAGAGCAGAUGUUCCGUGGAGAACGUGCAACAAUUGGUGGAACACAGUCAACUGUGUCAGUCAAUAUGAAAGGAAAAAUUUGCAUUGCUGGGAUAAGAUUAUCAACGGCACCACGCAAAAGGUUUGCUCCGUAUCUGCUCUUAACAUAACAUCUUUAGAACUCACAGAUCCAGUCAAAGAGUUUUGGGAGCGGCGAGCUCUUCAAAUAUCGCAUGGUAUUGAGGAGAUUGGAAAUAUUCGCUGGGAGUUGGCUGGAACUUUAUUACUUGUUUGGAUCCUCUGCUACUUUUGUAUUUGGAAGGGAGUAAAAUGGACAGGGAAAGUAGUAUAUUUUACUGCCUUGUUUCCCUACGUUCUCCUGACGAUUCUACUGGUUCGCGGAAUUACAUUACCUGGCGCUUUAGAAGGCAUUAAAUUUUAUAUAAUUCCAAACUUUUCAAAGUUGACUAAUUCUGAGGUGUGGAUCGACGCUGUGACGCAAAUAUUUUUCUCAUACGGGCUUGGACUUGGUACUUUGGUGGCGUUAGGAAGUUACAACAAGUUUACCAAUAACGUCUACAAGGACGCGCUUAUUGUCUGCACAGUUAAUUCUAGCACCAGUAUGUUUGCUGGAUUCGUAAUAUUUUCGGUAAUAGGAUUUAUGGCUCACGAGCAACAGCGACCAGUGGCUGAUGUAGCCGCAUCAGGACCUGGCCUUGCAUUUCUUGUCUAUCCAUCGGCAGUUCUGCAGUUACCAGGGUCUCCAAUGUGGUCUUGCCUCUUCUUCUUCAUGCUUCUGCUCAUUGGAUUGGACUCACAGUUUUGUACAAUGGAGGGCUUUAUCACUGCCAUUAUUGAUGAAUGGCCGCAGUUGCUGCGGAAGCGGAAAGAAAUAUUUAUUGCUAUUGUAUGCGCUCUUAGCUACUUAGUGGGCUUAACCUGUAUUACACAAGGUGGCAUGUAUAUUUUUCAAAUAUUGGAUUCAUAUGCAGUUAGCGGCUUUUGCUUACUGUGGCUCAUAUUCUUUGAAUGUGUUUCAAUAUCUUGGUGCUAUGGAGUGGAUCGAUUUUAUGACGGAAUAAAGGAUAUGAUCGGAUAUUAUCCCACUGUUUGGUGGAAGUUCUGCUGGUGUGUCACAACGCCCGCUAUAUGCUUGGGAGUGUUUUUCUUUAACAUAGUUCAGUGGACUCCUGUUAAGUAUCUGGACUACAGCUAUCCAUGGUGGGCGCAUGCUUUUGGUUGGUUCACGGCGUUGUCAUCCAUGCUUUAUAUACCACUUUACAUGUUUUGGUUGUGGAAACGAACUCCUGGUGAAUUGAGUGAGAAAAUUCGAGCUCUUGUACGGAUAGACGAGGAUGUAACCCGGUUACGUGAGAAAAUGCUGAGAGAAGCUUAUGCCAAGGAGAUAGAAUUUAAUUCUUUAUAGACGUUUUUAAGUUAUCUCAUAUUGUUUAUAAGGUUCCCUUUGUUUGGCCAUUCAAUCAGCUAAAUUUAUUUAAAUUAAUUUUCUACAAUUUGGAAAAAGACAACUUAUUUUGCAAGUUUUCCUUUUCUUAAAAUUAACUUCCCUAUUUUGACAUUUGCAAUGAAUCAUUGUAACAGUUUUAUAAUUUAAUUUAUGUUCCCUUUAUAACUCAGAACUAGUCUUUCUAAUCAAUCGCAAGGAGUCAAGGUUUUUCAAUGGUUAUUGCAGUUUUUUUGUCGUACUUACUUAAAGUGGUAUGCCAGAAAUAUCUAGAGUAAUUAGAAUCACGAAUUUCUGAAUAUUCUGCUUCUGAAGCAUUAACAUAUAUAUGAAGAAUCCAUGCAGUUCUAAAAGCCAUUUGUCCCUCAUGCUCAAUUUUGUGAAUCACGCCACAGAGACAAAUUUUAUUUUUAUACUAUUACUUCCGUUGUAAGUUUUAGUCCGCAGAAAUAGACCCAGGAUGUGUUUUGCAUGACUUGUCAAGAAUGACUUCUCUGAUCUGCAUGGUUUCAACAUGUCAACGGCAAAAUCAAACUGUGGCCUUAUCAGUGAGAUAAAUAUCUUUUUUCAAAACUAUUACUGAGUAGAAUGGGGUUUGAGAUUUAGUUGUGUUUAGAAAUAAGAUAUAUUAUCCGCAAUGAAAUUAUGUAAUGUAAUGUAAUGUAAUAAGGUUGACACCAUAUAUAUACAGAACAAUUUUGACAAUGUCUUGACAGUGCUUCAGGCAUUGUUAUGUAAUUUAUCUAUAAAAUGUCAAUAUGUUGCUUAACGUGUCAAAUAAAUUGAAUAUCUAUCCACAC
Messenger RNA from Drosophila melanogaster (fruit fly), 2895 nucleotides. RefSeq names its product GABA transporter (gene Gat). Bases 146 to 2056 code for a protein of 636 amino acids. NCBI's taxonomy places the organism in Eukaryota, Metazoa, Arthropoda, Insecta, Diptera, Drosophilidae. The record is from RefSeq and is marked reviewed. The transcript has 10 exons. Gene Ontology annotation, cellular component: membrane.